GCAGCCCCCCGCGCGCCCGCCGCCUCCGUGCCGCCAGCCGCCUCGGCUGCAGCCUCGGAAGGGAGGCCGGGGGAGCCGGCGUGCGCACUUUCCCGCGGACUUUCGGAGUGUUUGUGGAUUUACAUGCCAAGCCAUCAAGAUGAUGUCCAUGAACAGCAAGCAGCCUCACUUUGCCAUGCAUCCCACCCUCCCUGAGCACAAGUACCCGUCUCUGCACUCCAGCUCCGAGGCCAUCCGGCGGGCCUGCCUGCCCACGCCGCCGCUGCAGAGCAACCUCUUCGCCAGCCUAGACGAAACGCUGCUGGCGCGGGCCGAGGCGCUGGCGGCCGUAGACAUCGCCGUGUCCCAGGGCAAGAGCCACCCGUUCAAGCCGGACGCCACGUACCACACGAUGAACAGCGUGCCCUGCACGUCCACGUCCACCGUGCCGCUGGCGCACCACCACCACCACCACCACCACCACCAGGCGCUGGAGCCCGGCGACCUGCUGGACCACAUCUCGUCGCCCUCGCUCGCGCUCAUGGCCGGCGCAGGCGGCGCGGGGGCGGCGGGCGGCGGCGGCGCCCACGACGGCCCGGGGGGCGGCGGCCCGGGGGGCGGCGGCGGCCCCGGGGGCGGCGGCCCCGGGGGCGGCGGCGGCGGCGGCCCCGGGGGCGGCGGCGGCGGCCCGGGCGGCGGGCUGCUGGGCGGCUCGGCGCACCCGCAUCCGCACAUGCACGGCCUGGGCCACCUGUCGCACCCGGCGGCGGCGGCCGCCAUGAACAUGCCGUCGGGGCUGCCGCACCCCGGGCUGGUGGCGGCGGCGGCGCAUCACGGCGCGGCGGCAGCGGCGGCGGCGGCCGCGGCCGGGCAGGUGGCGGCGGCGUCGGCGGCGGCGGCCGUGGUGGGCGCGGCGGGGCUGGCGUCCAUCUGCGACUCGGACACGGACCCGCGCGAGCUCGAGGCGUUCGCCGAGCGCUUCAAGCAGCGGCGCAUCAAGCUGGGCGUGACGCAGGCCGACGUGGGCUCGGCGCUGGCCAACCUCAAGAUCCCGGGCGUGGGCUCGCUCAGCCAGAGCACCAUCUGCAGGUUCGAGUCGCUCACGCUCUCGCACAACAACAUGAUCGCGCUCAAGCCCAUCCUGCAGGCGUGGCUCGAGGAGGCCGAGGGCGCGCAGCGCGAGAAAAUGAACAAGCCCGAGCUCUUCAACGGCGGCGAGAAGAAGCGCAAGCGGACUUCCAUCGCCGCGCCCGAGAAGCGCUCCCUUGAGGCCUACUUCGCGGUACAACCCCGGCCCUCGUCCGAGAAGAUCGCCGCCAUCGCCGAGAAACUGGACCUCAAAAAGAACGUGGUGCGGGUGUGGUUUUGCAACCAGAGACAGAAGCAGAAGCGGAUGAAAUUCUCCGCUACUUACUGAGG
This is a messenger RNA of Diceros bicornis minor, 1398 nucleotides long. It is a transcript of the gene POU4F1, whose product is annotated as POU class 4 homeobox 1. NCBI's taxonomy places the organism in Eukaryota, Metazoa, Chordata, Mammalia, Perissodactyla, Rhinocerotidae. Gene Ontology annotation, molecular function: DNA-binding transcription factor activity, RNA polymerase II-specific; RNA polymerase II cis-regulatory region sequence-specific DNA binding. The transcript has 2 exons. The coding region runs from base 140 to 1396 and encodes 418 amino acids. The record is from RefSeq and is a predicted model, not a curated record. Gene Ontology annotation, biological process: regulation of transcription by RNA polymerase II.